Messenger RNA from Uranotaenia lowii, 939 nucleotides. It is a transcript of the gene Prosalpha2, whose product is annotated as proteasome subunit alpha type-2. NCBI's taxonomy places the organism in Eukaryota, Metazoa, Arthropoda, Insecta, Diptera, Culicidae. The transcript is spliced from 3 exons. The record is from RefSeq and is a predicted model, not a curated record. Gene Ontology annotation, biological process: ubiquitin-dependent protein catabolic process. Gene Ontology annotation, cellular component: proteasome core complex; proteasome core complex, alpha-subunit complex. Bases 126 to 830 code for a protein of 234 amino acids.
AAGCUGUUUUGUUCCUGAAUUGUCGGUGGAAGCGGUGCGCUUAAAUCGGAGAAUCAUUGUUCUAUUUUUUAAAAGUGAAGUUUAUCCGGAUUAACGGUUCCUGCUAGUGUGAUCGGUGCCCCAAAAUGGCUUCGGAACGCUACAGUUUUUCGCUGACCACUUUCAGCCCUUCCGGCAAGUUGGUUCAGAUUGAAUAUGCAUUGGCAGCCGUUUCGGCAGGUGCUCCCUCGGUGGGAAUCAAAGCAUCUAACGGAGUCGUUAUUGCUACCGAAAAUAAGCAGAAGUCCAUUCUGUACGAGGAGCAUAGCGUCCAUAAGGUGGAAAUGGUCACCAAUCACAUUGGGAUGAUCUACUCCGGAAUGGGGCCGGACUACCGGCUGUUGGUGAAGCAAGCCCGGAAGAUUGCCCAAAACUAUUUCCUUACCUAUCGGGAACCGAUUCCGACCUCGCAGUUGGUACAGAAGAUCGCUACCGUGAUGCAGGAGUACACCCAAUCUGGUGGAGUUCGUCCAUUUGGAGUUUCGCUGUUAAUCUGCGGCUGGGACGAUGGUCGACCGUAUCUGUUCCAAUGUGAUCCUUCCGGAGCGUAUUUCGCUUGGAAGGCCACGGCCAUGGGUAAGAAUGCUAUCAACGGCAAGACUUUCCUGGAGAAGCGUUACAGCGAGGAUCUGGAACUGGACGACGCUGUUCAUACGGCCAUCCUGACGCUGAAGGAAGGAUUCGAAGGACAGAUGAAUGCUGACAAUAUCGAGGUUGGAAUCUGCGCAGCCAACGGUUUCCGCCGCCUGGACCCAUCCGACGUUAAGGACUAUCUGGCCAAUAUUCCGUAAACAAUUUAGCUUUAAGUGAUUCCUUAGGAAACAUGGCUCUGAAUCUGGAGCUGUGCGAUUCAUUUAUAAAACUGGAGUUUUUUGGUAUUAAUACAUACUUUCUUGAGGA